This is a messenger RNA of Polyodon spathula (Mississippi paddlefish), 2223 nucleotides long. RefSeq names its product zinc finger protein 135-like. Lineage: Eukaryota; Metazoa; Chordata; Actinopteri; Acipenseriformes; Polyodontidae. Gene Ontology annotation, molecular function: DNA-binding transcription factor activity; RNA polymerase II cis-regulatory region sequence-specific DNA binding. Gene Ontology annotation, biological process: regulation of transcription by RNA polymerase II. The transcript is spliced from 2 exons. The annotation marks the transcript as partial. The record is from RefSeq and is a predicted model, not a curated record.
AUUCACACAGGAGAGAAACCGCAUCACUGCUCUGACUGUGGGAAGAGUUUCAGACACACAGAAACCCUGAAAGAACACCUGAGAAUUCACACAGGAGAGAAACUACAUUGCUGCUCUGACUGCGGGAAGAGUUUCAGUCGUUCAGGAAACCUGAAAACACACCAGCGAACUCACACAGGAGAGAAACCAUAUCGUUGCUCUGACUGUGGGAAGAGAUUCAGACAGCCAGGAUCCCUUAAAGAACACCAGCAAAUUCACACAGGAGAGAAACUUUAUCGCUGCUCUGACUGUGGGAAGCGUUUCAGUCGCUUAGGAAACCUGAAAAAACACCAGCGAACUCACACAGGAGAGAAACCGUAUCGCUGCUCUGACUGUGGGAAGAGUUUCAGUUACUCAGAAACCCUAAGAAAACACCUGCGAACUCACACAGGAGAGAAACCGUAUCGCUGCUCUGACUGUGGGAAGAGUUUCAGUCAGUCUGGACACCUUGUUGCACACCAGCUAACUCACACAGGAGAGAAACCGUAUCGCUGCUCUGACUGUGGGAAGAGUUUCAGUCGCUCAGGAAACCUGAAAGAACACCAGAGAACUCACACAGGAGAGAAACCUUGUCACUGCUCUGACUGUGGGAAGAGUUUCGCUCACUCAGGAACCCUGGUAAAACACCAGCGAAUUCACAGAGGAGAGAUAUCACAUCAGUGUACGGAAUGUGAGAAGAGCUUCAGUUGGUUAAGAAACCUAAAAAGACACCAGCGACUUCACACUGGAGAGAAGCCGUAUCACUGUGUUGACUGUGGGAAAAGCUUCAUUCAAUUUGCAGACCUAAAAAAACACCAGCGAAUUCACACUGGAGAGAAGCCGUAUCACUGUUCUGAAUGUGGGGAGAGCUUCAGUCAGUUAGGAAACCUAAAAAGACACCAGCGCAUUCACACUGGAGAGAAGCCGUAUCACUGUACUGACUGUGGGAAGAGCUUAAGUCAAUUACGAGACCUAAAAAGACACCAGCGAAUUCACACUGGAGAGAAGCUGUAUCACUGUACUGAAUGUGGGGAGAGCUUCAGUCAUUUUGGAAACCUAAAAACACACCAGAGAAUUCACACUGGAGCCAGCCUCCCUCCCUCCCAGUCCCUCACCUCUCCACCAUGCUUGUUUGUGUGCAUGGAGAGCUGUCCGAUUCCUUGUCUCUCGCUCACCCUGCAGUAAAUGAAAGGGGUCCUCAGGAGUGAGAGCCAGCCAGAAUCCAACGACACUGAGAAGGGGAGCAUGUCAAACUGAAGGAGACAGACCCAUUCUUUCAGAAUUAACUGGAGAGCCCUGGGAUUCAGCUCCACUCCUGCCCCUGAAUUGAAUCUCACUCAUGCUGUGAGGAUUUAGGACAGAGUUACAAUGGUAUUCUACUUGAAAGGGACACAUUAAAUUUAUGACAAGCUUUUUCUCUGAACACUUAUAUGUGUGAUACGGACCUAACAAAUUAAACAAAACAGCCAAUAACAUAUAUUCUAUUUGUUUAAUGUAAUUUGAGCUGUAAAUCGCAUUAUUGUUCCAGUGUCAGUGAGAACAGCAUACGAUACAGAAGUGAAUUGUUUAAAAGAAACUAAAACUAAGAAUAUCUUCAUGGGUGUGUGUGUGGCAAAGUGGGUUAUAGUGCGCAGGUGCAGAGGUGAUGCAGUGCUCCAAACAACGACAAACACAGGACUGGAGAUAUUACGGUUCUUUAUUUUAUAACUGACCAACAGAAACAGUGAAACCAGGUAGUAUUUAGUGUUUGGUACUGCUCUGUAUAAAUAAUGCACAGGGAAGUUCUGAAUGAAAAUACACACAGAGACAAAACAUACAUGGUCACCAUUUCUUUAGUGAGUACAGUAGUGCUAGUGGUAAAUAUAACGACAGUGUGCUUUACUGCAGUGAUGUUCUGGUGGGUCACGGCCUCUGGCAGACUAACAGACAAACAAAGACAAAACACUCAAGGUACAUUAACACGGGUCCUUCCGGUCUCCAAUACAUUUACCUAAAAUAAGGAACAGAUUCCGAUUUUCUGUCCCCUUUUCAUGUUGUCACACAUGACCCCUUGGUAAAUGAGUGCAACCGCCUCUCCAAUCUGCGGCUGCCAUGUCGUUUGCCUUCCGGGUCAAUGCGUUCUGGCAACGGAUUCUCGCCCCACUUCCAGACUGGCCGACUUCCCGACCUUGGAAAAGAACCAGCCCGUCGAAAGAACUCUGUUCU